AUGUUCAGACUCUUAGGUAAAAUUCCAAAAGUCAAUUUUAGACUUUCAAAAAACAAGAUAACCAGAUCUUUAAGUUAUGUACCCGUGAAAAAUUCCUAUAAAUUAGGAGGUUUAUUCUUAACAUCUUCAAUCAUUAUUGGAUCUUCGGCUAUUUGGUCCACCCGAGAACCCAUUGAUAAUGAUAUUCAAAUUAGAAUUUCAGUUGACGAGGUGAUGAAACAUAACACCAUUGAUGAUUGUUGGAUUGCCAUCAAUGGAUUGGUUUUCGAUGUCACCAGGUUCUUAAUUAGUCACCCAGGAGGAGCUGAAAGAAUAUUCAAGUAUGCGGGAAAAGAUGCCAGUGGAGCUUUCCUGCAAAUACACUCUACAGAAGUUCUUGAUAAAAUGGUUGAACACAUUGAAUGUUUGGGAAAGUUAGAUGGUGAUUUUGAAAUCGAAUUGACAGAUGAACAGAAAAGAAUUGAAGAAAAUAUGAAACAUAGACCAGAUAUCAAUUUGAUCUACAAUUUGAAUGACUUUGAAUUUGUUGCAAAACAAGUAUUGCCUGAGAUAACUUAUUACUAUUUUACAACUGGUGCUUCAGAUCAACAUUCUGUUCAAGAAAACAGUAAUGCAUAUAAUAGAGUUUUCUUCAGACCUAAGGUUCUUCAAGAUAUUGCAGAUCCCGAUUUGAGAACGGAAAUGUUGGGUAAUAAAGUGGAAUUACCUAUAUAUGUUAGUGGAUUUGCUGGUUCAAAAUUUGCCCAUCCUCUUGGUGAAAAAAAUCUUCAAAAAGUUGCUUAUGAAAGAAAUAUAAUCGAAAUGGUUCCAAAACACAUGGGAUGGCCAUUUCAUGAAUUUUUCAGUGAGGUUCCAAAGGAUCAGAAAAUGUGGUAUCAAUUACAAUUUGAUACUCAAGAAGAAUUAGAUGUGGUUGAUAAAACUCUUGCUAAGAUCGAAGCAACUGGUAAUGUUAAAGGAAUUUUUGUCAAUGUUGAUUUGGCUGAUUUGGGGAACCGUGAAAAGGAUUCCAAGAAACGAGUAGAAGAUGCUGCUGCUGCUGCAGUCUUAGCUACUGUUGCUAAUAACGGUAAGGUUAACUUCCCCCAAAGAUUUACUUGGAAUUCAAUUAAACACAUCCAAAGUUUGACUGAUUUACCUAUUUGUUUAAAAGGUGUUCAAAGAGGUGAAGAUGUAGUAUUGGCUGCUAUGAGCGGUAUCAAAGCUGUAGUUCUAUCUAAUCAUGGUGGUCGUCAAUUGGAUUUUUCUAGACCACCUCUUGAAGUUUUAGCUGAAGCUAAAACUAUGUUGAAAGAAAAAAAUUUGGAAGAUAAAAUAGAAAUUUACAUCGACGGUGGAAUUCGUAGAGGAUCUGACAUUUUGAAAGCUUUAUGUUUAGGAGCCAAAGGUGUAGGAAUGGGACGUCCCUUCCUUUAUGCUAUGGCUUCUUAUGGAGAAGAUGGAGUCAGAAGAUUAUUUGACAUCUUAGAAACUGAAAUGAUAAACAAUAUGAAAUUAUUGGGUGUUGAUAAGAUCGAAGAUUUGAAUGAAGAUUUGAUUGAUAUUUCCAACUUGAAAUUCAGAGGUUUUAAUAACACGAGAUUGGAAUAUCCUAGAUUCAGCAAUAAUGCUGGUAUCGAAACUACCAGGUUGUAG
Messenger RNA from Yamadazyma jaroonii, 1635 nucleotides. Lineage: Eukaryota; Fungi; Ascomycota; Pichiomycetes; Serinales; Debaryomycetaceae. The record is from the annotation of a GenBank genome assembly.